AUGGGCAACAAGAUGUUUAUGUAUGCCGCAGUAAGAGGUCUGGCCGAAAAGUUUGGUGCUCUAGUAGCAGUUCCAGCCGAUCUUCCAUUGCUAAAAAGUUUUAGGCUAAGCGCCUUUGUUAUUGACAGUGAACAAUAUACAAGCCUACUAAAACUAAACGAAAAGCGUCUUCGUACUGGAUUCCUUUCUGUUGGAUAUGAGGAAAAGAUUGUCAAAAAAUUAUUUUCGGAUUCAAACAGUUCUUUGGAAACGAUGAGGGGCUACUUUGAAUCAUUCAAAUAUUUUGCGGGAUACGUGAGUUACGUUCUUUUAUUAAACUUUUUAGCAACUACUGUUUUUAAUAUAAAUUACAAUUUCAGAUAAGC
Molecule: messenger RNA, 365 nt
Organism: Enterobius vermicularis (human pinworm)
Lineage: Eukaryota; Metazoa; Nematoda; Chromadorea; Rhabditida; Oxyuridae
Source: the annotation of a GenBank genome assembly